Molecule: messenger RNA, 1235 nt
Organism: Eucalyptus grandis
Lineage: Eukaryota; Viridiplantae; Streptophyta; Magnoliopsida; Myrtales; Myrtaceae
Product: thaumatin-like protein
Exons: 2
Coding region: 300-1034 (244 amino acids)
Biological process (GO): defense response
Cellular component (GO): extracellular region
Source: RefSeq, a predicted model, not a curated record
CCGCUAAAGCGAAAACCAAGAAGCUACUAAGAAAAUCGUAGAGAAACCCCGAGAAAGGUUGAGUGACAAACCGCCGCUCAUCACUCCCCUGCUACUUUCCCUGCUCCUAAAUCUAAUCCCACUUGCAUGGACCGUUUCCUUGGCGCUUCCACUAUCUAUUAACCCCCCCAUGACCUUGCGGUUUUCAAGCCACUCUCCCUCUCCCUCUCUCUCUCUCUUUCUAACUCUGUCUUUCACCUUCUGUACGCAUCGACCAUUGUAUCACAAGCACGGCUCCAGUUGUUGAGAAAGAGAGAGAAAUGUCAACAUCACUUUUCAUACCAAUCCUCCUCCAUUUGCUGACUUCCCUCUCUGUUUCAAAUGGGGCACAGCUAAUUCUAGUCAACAACUGCAACGAGACCAUAUGGCCCGGCAUCCUUGGUGGUGCGGGCCACCCCUCCCCCCGGGAAGGCGGCUUCAUCCUCACCAGUGGCGAGGAGGUCGUGCUCGAUGUGCCUGAGAAGUGGUCAGGCAGGAUCUGGGGCAGGCAAGGCUGCUGCUUCGACGGGGCUGGGAAGGGGUCGUGUGACACGGGCGACUGCUCUGGCCUGCUGCAUUGCCAGGGCACGGGCGGAACCCCUCCAGCGACAGUUGUGGAGAUGACGCUCGGAUCCGCCAGCUCGCCCCUGCAUUUCUACGACGUCAGCCUGGUGGACGGGUUCAACCUGCCGGUGUCGAUGAAGCCGGUCGGGGGUGGGGUCGGAUGCGGCGUCGCCUCAUGUGAGGUCGAUUUGAACGUGUGUUGCCCCUCGGCAUUGGAGGUGAGGAAAGGUGACAGGGUCGUCGGGUGCAAGAGCGCCUGCUUGGCGAUGCAAUCGGCUAAGUAUUGCUGCACCGGCAUGUACUCGAAUCCCAACACCUGCAAGCCAACCGUAUUUGCUAAUCUGUUCAAGGCUGUUUGCCCCAAAGCCUAUAGUUACGCUUUCGAUGACUCCUCUAGUCUCAAUAGAUGCAGGGCGUCAAGGUAUGUGAUCACCUUUUGCCCCCCAAUUUGAUGUGGAGUGAACAGGAAGAGCAGCCAUAAGUGCUAAGUUCAGUAGUGGGAGUGCUUUUAGUACAUUUCUGAGUUGGGUCUUGUUCCAGACAAAUAUAAGUAUAUUUCCUUCAAUUAGAUUAGCAUCUCUGUUAAAGGAACAAAUCAAUGCGAAUUGGAGAUGGCAACGGAAUCGGAUGUUGGUUUUCCUCGUUCUCUGUUA